AUGGAGUUUAGUUUUAUGUCAAAUUAGGAUGAAUAGCUGAAAAAGCAUGGAAUCACAUCAAGACCUAAUUUAUCAAAGCCUAUUAUGCCUAAUACUAAUCAAGCAAAACAAAAUCCUUUGGCUAGUUUACCUAAAUAAGCUGGAGCCUAGCCGAUUUCAGUGUUCUAAUAAAAACCAAUGAGUAUAUUUUAGAAAAAUAACAAAUAGUAGAAGACUGACGAAGAUGAAGACGAGGAUUAAUUUUAUGGGAUAUAAUCACUUCUAAAAUAAAAUUAGCAAAGAUAUCAGCAAAAGCUUGCAGAAGAAAGUAGCAAAGUUAUAGCUCAAAAUCCACUUGCCUAUGAGUAUGAUGCUCUGUAUGACGAAGAGCAAGAGAGGAGAGAAUAAUAACUAGCUAUGAAAAAAGAGUCAAGAAAAAAUUUGGAAUCUAAGUAUUAAAAGGAGCUACUUCUAGCUGCAGAGAGACGUAAGCGAGAGUAAAAUGCUGCUUGGGAAAAGAUGGAGCAAAAGGAAAGAAUAAAUGAAGUCAACAGUGGUAAGGUUGGUCCAAAUGCUGAAUCAUUUAUUACGGAAUCUUACCGUAGAUAAAUGGAACUAAAUUAGUAGAACAAGUUGUAUGAGGAACUAGAAGAACAACUCAAUCAGAAAAAGACAGCAAAUUCAGAGACUGGAAUGAUGGGAUUCUAUAAGGUUCUUAACAGAACAAUGGAUACAGUAAAUAACCAAAAUAAACAGAUUGAAUAAGAAUAGAAAUCAUAGAAAUAAAUAGCUCAAGACAAGGUUGGUGAACACUUAAAGAUUCUAAAAGAGAAGCAGUUAGAAUAAGAGAGACUUGAAAAGGAAAGAAGAUCAAAUGAGCUCUAUGAUGAUGAUCCAUUCUAGAUUAAGAAGGCAGAGAAAACUAAGGCUGAUAAGGAGAAAGCUUAAGAAUUAGAGAGAUAAAGAAGGAGAUCUCGAUCGAGAGAGUUAAAAGAGAAGAAGUUAACUGAGAAACGACUUGAAGAGGAAAAGAAGCUUAAGGAUAAAUAAGAAAAAGAGGCUAAAUUAUUAGCAUUAAAAUCUAGGUAUAAUCAACGUAGAAAUGAAGUGUAAUAAAAACCAAUGGAUACUGAUAAAUAGAGUGAAUGA
Stylonychia lemnae is the source of this 1128-nucleotide messenger RNA. NCBI's taxonomy places the organism in Eukaryota, Ciliophora, Spirotrichea, Sporadotrichida, Oxytrichidae. The record is from the annotation of a GenBank genome assembly.